AUGCCUCGUGGCCAGAAGAGCAAGCUACGUGCCAGUGAGAAGCGCCGCCAAGCCAGUGCUAAAAACGCACCAGAGGGAGAGGCCUCUUCUGGUCCUUUGUAUGGGUGUCCACAGCAGGCGAUUCCUGUUGACAGUAUGCCUGCCCCUCCCAACUUGCCACAGGGAGCUCAUUCUACCUUUGCACACACUUACGCAAAUGCAAGUGUCCAGAAUGAAGAUGAGAAAAAUUCCGAUGACUCUGACAGCAUUGAGGACUGGUAUAAAGAUCCUAUCAACCACAAAGUAGUCUUACUGGUGCAGUUCCUUAUAGAGAAGUAUCAAAAUAAGGAGGUCAUUACAAAGGCAGAUAUGCUGAAGUCUGUUAUCAAAACAUCUAAGAGUCACUUCAAUGAAAUCCUAAAAAGAGCCUCAGAGCAUAUGGAACUGGCCUAUGGUGUUGAUCUGAAAGAAGUGGAUCCUGUCAGGCACUGCUAUGCCCUUUUUAACAAACUAGAACAUACCCUUGAUGGAUUUAUGGGUGAAGAAAUAAUGCCCAAUAGUGGCCUCCUAAUGAUUGUGCUGGGUGUGAUCUUCACGAAAGAUGACUGUGCCACUGAAAUGGAGAUCUGGGAUGUGCUAAAUAUGAUGGGUGUUUAUUCUAACAGAAAACACUUCAUCUAUGGCGAUCCUAAGAAGGUCAUCACUGAAGAUUUGGUACAGCUAAAGUACUUGGAGUACCGACAAGUGCCCAACAGCAAUCCACCAUCCUUUGAAUUCAUGUGGGGUCCCAGAACCCAUGCUGAAAUCAGCAAGAUGAAAAUCCUGGAGUUUUGGGCCAAGAUUCAUGAUACUACACCAGAUGCCUUCCCACCUCUGUAUGAAGUAGCAUUGAAAGAUGAAGAAGAAAGAGCCCAAGCCAGGGCUAUAGCCAGGUCUCGCACUACUACUAUGGCCAGUUCAUAUUCAAGAGCCAUGCCUGGAAGCUCGUCCCAUGCUAAGUAA
Messenger RNA from Psammomys obesus (fat sand rat), 981 nucleotides. RefSeq names its product melanoma-associated antigen B18-like. Gene Ontology annotation, cellular component: nucleus. Gene Ontology annotation, biological process: negative regulation of transcription by RNA polymerase II. The coding region runs from base 1 to 981 and encodes 326 amino acids. The record is from RefSeq and is a predicted model, not a curated record. The transcript has a single exon. NCBI's taxonomy places the organism in Eukaryota, Metazoa, Chordata, Mammalia, Rodentia, Muridae.